Zeugodacus cucurbitae (melon fly) is the source of this 806-nucleotide messenger RNA. RefSeq names its product transposable element Hobo transposase. Bases 1 to 588 code for a protein of 195 amino acids. The transcript is spliced from 2 exons. The record is from RefSeq and is a predicted model, not a curated record. NCBI's taxonomy places the organism in Eukaryota, Metazoa, Arthropoda, Insecta, Diptera, Tephritidae. Gene Ontology annotation, molecular function: DNA binding.
AUGGAAAGUCAUGAGAGUAUUUUACAAAAAGUCAAGGAUGGUGUUUAUGAGCUGACAAGGAAAGAAAAUUCGAAAAGCAGAAUAUGGAAUACUUACGCACAGAUCAGAAAAGAUGAUGGCACCAUUUUAGAUGGUUAUGUAUGCUGUUGUAGAUGUUCGCGUUUAUAUAAAUUGAAUGGCAAUCAGACGUCGAACUUGAAUCGUCAUAAGUGCGCUAAAUUGGCGGCGCAAGAAGAGGCCGUUAGUAAUAAUGACGAUGUAAAAAAUGAAAAUGAUCUCGAUGAGGAUGUUAAAGAAUGUGAGGAGUUUUUUUCCAAUUUUAGACGCAGCGAACUACAAAUCGGCGAGGCCUCUUCACAUGAACUAUCACUUUGUAACAGCGAUACAAAUGCAGACAUCACAGUAAAUCAAAAUCAGGCAACACCUAAAAGGUCAUUGAUACACGCCAAGCAGUUGGAUAAUCUAUGUGACAUGAUAAAAGUUGAUCUGCAAGAUGUCUCCGAUGAAAUUUUCUUUGAAGCUAAAUGGAAAAUAUUGGAUGUGUUACGUGAAGUACACAGAAAAAAGUUAACGAAUAACUUCAAAUAAAUGAAGACAGCUGUGAUGUUACAUUAAAGAUCGAAAAGAUCAAUGUACAUCUUAAAGAAAAUAACAAUAAUCAUAAUAAUUUAGUAUUUACAAUAUUACUAGAAUAAGUUUAUAUUUUACGUCAUAAAAUUUACGUUCGCAGAUAUCUAUAAAUCCCAGAGAAAUUUUCAUUUAGAUUAUGUAUAUGCUUUUUAAUACAUAAUACUUUGUAAAACUUA